Molecule: messenger RNA, 435 nt
Organism: Cylicocyclus nassatus
Lineage: Eukaryota; Metazoa; Nematoda; Chromadorea; Rhabditida; Strongylidae
Source: the annotation of a GenBank genome assembly
AUGGAACAGCAGAAAAAAACGGCUGAAGAGGAACUGGACGAUGCCGUAAAAAUACUGCCAAGACUUAUCGAUGAACUGAGACAGAUUGAAAAUAAUAACACCCUGACAAGGAUGAUGGCUUUUCAACGAGAAAAAACACUCAUAGAUAGACUACCGCCUAAACAGCAAAACCUCUUAAAAGCAGCAGGGAGCAUCUUUGCUCCAGCUUAUCAACAAAAUAGGAGAAAACCAUGCGGACCAGGACCUUUUAGGCCGGGGCCAUAUGGACUAGGAUUAUUCAUACCUGGAAACCCCGGCCAAUUUUGGCAAGAUCUAUUCGGACCAGGGUCACUUGGCCCAAGCUGUGGCUUUCGGAAUCCUGCUCCAAGUUCCGUAUUUGGACCUACCGAGAUCAGAUAUGGUUUUCGCCCACCACCGUAUGGUUGGAACAUUUGA